AUGUACGGGGGAGGCGAUGAGGAGGAGUACGAGCGGGAGCGGGAGGAGGAGGAGAUUACGCAGGAGGACGCGUGGGCGGUGAUCAGCGCGUACUUCGAGGAGAAGGGGCUGGUGCGGCAGCAGCUGGACUCGUUCAACGAGUUCAUUCAGGACACGAUGCAGAGCAUUGUGGACGAGUCCGCGGAGAUCGAGGUCCGCCCGCAAGCGCAGCAUCUGCCUGGCCGACCCAUGGACAACACGGAUAUGACGUGCAAGGUGACGUUUGGGCAGAUCUACCUCUCCAAGCCAACAAUGACGGAGCCGGACGGCGAGACCAACACGCUGUUCCCCAAGGCGGCGCGCCUGCGCAACCUCACGUACGCCGCGCCUCUCUACGUGGACAUUACCAAGACCAUCACCACGCGCGGGGAGGACGGCGAGGAGGAGGUCAGCACGGAGCAAGCCGACAAAGUCUUCAUCGGAAAAAUCCCGAUCAUGCUGAGAUCGAAUUAUUGCACGUUACAUAAUGCCACGGAUAAGGAGCUGACGGAGCUGGGGGAGUGCCCGUACGACCAGGGCGGGUAUUUUGUGAUUAACGGGAGCGAGAAGGUGCUGAUCGCGCAGGAGAAGAUGGCGAGCAACCACGUGUAUGUGUUUCAGAAGCGGCAGCCGAACAAGUACGCGUACGUGGCGGAGGUGAGGAGCAUGGCGGAGAGGCAGAACCGCCCGCCCAGCUCCUGCUUCAUCCGCAUGCUCUCCCGUUCUUCUACCAAAUCGGGAUCGUCAGGGCAGGUGAUUCGAGCGACCCUCCCGUACAUCAAGGCGGAGAUCCCGAUCAUCGUGGUGUUCCGCGCGCUGGGGUUCGUGGCGGAUAAAGACAUCAUGGAGCAUGUGUGCUACGACUUCACUGACACUGCCAUGAUGGAGCUGCUCAGGCCAUCGCUAGAAGAGGCCUUCGUGAUUCAAAACCAGCAGGUGGCUCUGGAUUACAUUGGCAAGCGAGGCGUGCCAGUGGGUGCGCCACGCGAGCGAAGAAUAAAGUACGCCAAGGAUAUUCUCCAGAGGGAGUUCUUGCCCCACGUGGGUGUGGGCGAGUUUUGUGAAACCAAAAAGGCCUAUUUCUUUGGGUACAUGAUUCACCGGCUGCUGCUGUGUGCGCUGGGGCGGCGCAACGAGGACGACAGGGAUCACUACGGCAACAAGCGCCUCGACCUUGCCGGGCCGCUGCUCGCUGGGCUCUUCCGCCAGCUGUUCCGCAAGCUCACCAAGGAUGUGCAAGGGUACCUGCAGCGGUGCAUGGAUCACGGCAAGGAGAUCAACCUGUCGUAUGCAGUGAAGGCGAAGAUCAUUACAGGCGGGCUUAAAUACUCGGUGGCCACGGGUAACUGGGGGCAGGCCAACCAGGCGGGCACCAAGGCGGGGGUGUCACAGGUGCUGAAUCGUCUGGCCUACGCGUCCUCCCUGUCCCAUCUGCGCCGCCUCAACUCGCCCAUCGGUCGCGACGGCAAGCUGGCGAAGCCGAGGCAGCUGCACAACUCGCUGUGGGGCAUGAUGUGCCCCGCUGAGACCCCCGAGGGGCAGGCCGUGGGGCUGGUGAAGAACCUGGCGCUCAUGACGUACAUCACUGUAGGCAGCAACGCCGCUCCCAUCCUGGAGUUUCUGGAAGAGUGGCUCACUGAGAAUCUCGAGGAGAUCUCCCCAGCGCUCAUCCCGCAGGCCACCAAGGUGUUUGUCAACGGCUGCUGGGUGGGCGUCCAUCGCGACCCGGAUGAGCUCGUGCGCACGCUGAGACAGCUCCGGAGACAGCUGGAUGUGAACUCGGAAGUGAGUGUGGUGCGUGACAUCCGUCUCAGAGAGUUACGGCUCUACACGGAUUACGGGCGGUGCUCCCGCCCGCUUUUUAUCGUGGAGAAGCAGCGGCUGCUGAUCAAGAAGCGUGAUGUGCUGGCGCUGCAGCAGGAGGGGUCAGGCAUCGGGUGGAACGAGCUGGUGGAGAAGGGGUUUAUCGAAUACGUGGAUACCAUGGAGGAGGAGACUACCAUGAUCUCCAUGACCAUCCAUGACGUGACAGCGGCACGGCUGAACCCCACGGAGGCCUACAGCGACACAUACACACACUGCGAGAUCCACCCCUCGCUCAUCCUCGGCGUCUGCGCCUCCAUCAUCCCCUUCCCCGACCACAACCAGUCCCCCAGGAACACGUAUCAGUCGGCGAUGGGGAAGCAGGCGAUGGGCAUGUAUGUGACCAACUACCAGUCGCGCAUGGACACCGUCGCCUACGUCCUCUACUACCCCCAGAAGCCCCUCGCCACCACGCGCGCCAUGGAACACCUCCACUUCCGCGAGCUGCCUGCUGGGAUUAACGCCAUAGUGUCGAUCCUGUCGUACUCGGGCUACAACCAGGAGGACUCGGUCAUCAUGAACCAGUCGUCCAUCGACCGCGGCUUCCACCGCUCCAUCGUCUUCAAGUCCUACAGGGACGAGGAGAAGAAGAGUGGAAGCAUGGUGAACGAGGAGUUUGAGCGUCCCAACCGAGAAAUCACCAUGGGCAUGCGGCACGGGUCAUAUGACAAGCUGGACGAUGAUGGCAUCAUCCCUCCGGGCUCGCGAGUGGCAGCAGAGGAUGUGAUCAUCGGCAAGACAAUGCCCAUUCCUCCGGAUGAGACGGGCGGUGUGGCUCAGCGGUUCAGCAAGCGCGACAUGAGCACUUGCCUCAAGCACAGCGAGACAGGCGUGAUCGACCAGGUGGUUCUCACAACCAACAACGAUGGGCUCCGCUUUGUCAAGAUUCGCGUGCGCUCGAUCCGAGUCCCCCAGAUCGGCGACAAGUUUGCGUCGCGGCACGGGCAGAAGGGCACGAUCGGCAUGACGUACACGCAGGAGGACAUGCCGUUCAGCUGUGAGGGCAUCUCGCCGGAUAUCAUCGUCAACCCGCACGCCAUCCCGUCCCGCAUGACCAUCGGGCAUCUCAUUGAAUGUUUGAUGAGCAAAGUCGCUGCUCACAUGGGCAAGGAGGGGGAUGCCACACCCUUCACUGACGUCACGGUGGACAAUCUGAGCCGCACGUUGCACAAGUGUGGGUACCAGAUGCGGGGAUUCGAGCGCAUGUACAACGGCCACACGGGGCGGCCGCUGCAGGCCAUGAUCUUCCUGGGCCCCACCUACUACCAGCGCCUCAAGCAUAUGGUGGACGAUAAGAUCCAUUCCCGAGGGAGAGGGCCCGUGCAGAUUCUGACUCGGCAGCCAGCAGAGGGUCGGUCGAGAGACGGUGGGCUGCGGUUCGGAGAGAUGGAGCGGGAUUGCAUGAUUGCGCACGGCGCUGCGGCGUUCCUCAAGGAGAGGCUGUUUGACCACAGCGAUGCGUACCGCGUGCACGUGUGCGAGUUCUGCGGUCUCAUUGCGAUCGCGAACCUCAAGAAGGGGCUGCUGGAGUGCCGCGGAUGCAAGAACAAGACGGACAUUGUCCAGGUCCACAUGCCAUAUGCAUGCAAGCUGUUGUUCCAGGAGCUCAUGGCCAUGGCCAUUGCGCCUCGCAUGCUCACUCGCGAGACACCCGCGCCCAAGACGAAGAAGAAAGCACCCACUGCUGCUUCUUGA
This is a messenger RNA of Closterium sp. NIES-65, 3576 nucleotides long. The record is from the annotation of a GenBank genome assembly. NCBI's taxonomy places the organism in Eukaryota, Viridiplantae, Streptophyta, Zygnematophyceae, Desmidiales, Closteriaceae.